AUGACCGCUAUCUAUAGGCUAGAAAAUAAAAUAUUACCCGAUUUGUGAUUUUUAAAACCACGCGUAAUCGCGUUCGCGUCUCGUCGUGCGGUGAAUAAAAGAAUCAUGUCUGCGAGCGUAUCGCAUACGGAGAAAGAAUUAGAUUUGAGUAAUGCUGGCAGAGGUGUCUGGCUCGUGAAAGUGCCGAAAUACAUAGCAAAUAAAUGGGAGAAAGCACCCGGAAAUAUUGAAGUCGGAAAAUUGAAAAUAACCAAAAACCCUGGUCAAAAGGCAGAAGUAUCUCUCAGGCUGUCAGAAGCUGUUUUAGCGUUGAAAGAACCUGAAGAAGAAGAGAUUCCAAAACAGCACAGAUUAGACGUAACGACAGUAACGAAACAAAUGUUGGGAGUCUUUUCUCAUGUUACACCUUCUAGUAGUUCGGAUUCGAUAGUUCCUGAAACUGAGAAACUUUAUAUGGAAGGAAGAAUUGUACAAAAGUUGGAAUGUAGGCCUUAUGCUGAUAAUUGUUAUAUGAAAUUGAAACUGCAAAGCAUUAAAAGAGCCUCCGUGCCGCAGAGGCAAGUUCAACAAUUGGACAGGGUGGUGCAAAAUUUCAAACCUGUAUCCGAUCAUAAACACAAUAUUGAAUAUGCGGAAAAGAAGAAGGCAGAGGGUAAAAAGAUGAGGGAUGACAAGGAUGCAGUGUUGGAUAUGUUGUUUGCUGCGUUCGAGAAACAUCAGUAUUAUAAUAUUAGAGAUCUAGUGAAAAUUACUAGGCAACCUAUCGUGUAUUUAAAGGAAAUAUUGAAUGAAGUUUGUAAUUAUAAUCUUAAAAAUCCUCAUCGUAAUAUGUGGGAAUUGAAACCUGAAUAUCGACAUUACAAGGAGGAAGAAAAGCCCGAAUCUACUCAGAAAAAAGCUGACGAAUCUGACGAUGAUUAGCCAAAUUCACACUAGAUUUGUGCGUGUACAUACACAUUUUUUUAUUGGUUUGUAUAAAGGGAUCGCAAUUAAAUGAUUGUUUUCUUUGUCUA
This is a messenger RNA of Ceratina calcarata, 1013 nucleotides long. RefSeq names its product transcription factor TFIIFbeta (gene TfIIFbeta). The record is from RefSeq and is a predicted model, not a curated record. NCBI's taxonomy places the organism in Eukaryota, Metazoa, Arthropoda, Insecta, Hymenoptera, Apidae. Bases 106 to 921 code for a protein of 271 amino acids. Gene Ontology annotation, biological process: transcription initiation at RNA polymerase II promoter; transcription by RNA polymerase II. Gene Ontology annotation, cellular component: transcription factor TFIIF complex. The transcript has 6 exons.